This is a messenger RNA of Cyclocybe aegerita, 555 nucleotides long. NCBI's taxonomy places the organism in Eukaryota, Fungi, Basidiomycota, Agaricomycetes, Agaricales, Hemipholiotaceae. The record is from the annotation of a GenBank genome assembly.
AUGUAUCAAACCCUCCACCUCCAACCUACAAACACACUUGCUCAAAGACUAUUAGCAGACAUAAGUCAGCUGGAACUACAGCCAGAACUCAAACUCAGAGGACUGGUGCUUUGCUGGCAGAAAAAGAGAAUGGUCAAGUUGUUAUCCCUCAUGCCAGGAGCAUCAGCAGCCAUCACUGGUGCAGACCCUUUAUCAGUAAUGGGUGCUGUCAUGCUGCAUAUCAAGGAAAUGGAAGAUGAGCUUGUAUACCUUCAAGGGCGGUUCCUGAAUGUUGAUAUCUCCAAUUUUGGUCCCAAUGCCAACAACAUCCUUGAAACUAUGGUGGCUUGUCCCAGAGGUACUGCUGGUAAAGACUUCAGUAUCCAAAUCUCCAUGGGCCUUGCAGGUUCAACAAAGAAGGGUGCAAAAUACACAGCAAUCCUGUCAUGCAUCAACUGGGAGCUUCCCUGGGCUCAGAUCCCCACCAGCAAGAAGGCAAAGCUAUUCCAGGUUGUGAUUUUCCUUGCCACAUCAUUAUUGAUUCUUGUUCACUCACAAUUUUCUUGCCAGGCUUGA